UAUCAUGCAGAGACGAUUGCGAAUAUUCGUGAAGCGUGCGAGUCGUUCAGUGAAGUCCGCCAGAUUGGCAUAGCUUUGGAUACAAAAGGUCCUGAAAUUCGUACCGGUAUUCUGGUCGGAGGACCGUCAGCUGAGAUAGAGCUCAUGAAAGGAGGUUCGAUCCUCCUCACUACGGACAGCCAUUUCAAAGAGUCCAGUACGGCAAUCAAUCUUUAUGUAGACUACAAAAAUAUUGCAAAGGUUGUAAAAGAAGGAUCUCACAUAUUUGUCGAUGAUGGUCUCAUUUCUCUUGUUGUCGACGAGAUUAGGGAGAAUGGUGUCGUAUGUACAGUUGAAAACGGAGGAAUGCUUGGUAAG
Messenger RNA from Ostertagia ostertagi, 357 nucleotides. The record is from the annotation of a GenBank genome assembly. Lineage: Eukaryota; Metazoa; Nematoda; Chromadorea; Rhabditida; Trichostrongylidae.